Messenger RNA from Pieris macdunnoughi, 603 nucleotides. NCBI's taxonomy places the organism in Eukaryota, Metazoa, Arthropoda, Insecta, Lepidoptera, Pieridae. The record is from the annotation of a GenBank genome assembly.
AUGUCUACCAUGUCUUACGAUAUCGCGUAUCCGAUCUCGGAAGAUCCGCAACCGGUCUCGCGCACUUAUCAAUAUCGCAAAGUGAUGAAACCGAUGCUUGAGCGCAAGAGACGCGCUCGCAUCAACCGCUGUCUUGACGAAUUAAAGGAGUUAAUGGUCAGCGCACUUCAGUCGGAGGGCGAAAAUGUUGCCAAGUUGGAAAAAGCCGAUAUUUUGGAAUUGACCGUCCGUCAUCUUCACAAGCUUCGCCGUCAGCGUCGCCUGUCACUGAACCCUUCUGUGGACGCCGACCGCUUCAGAGCUGGAUUUACUCAUGCUGCAAAUGAAGUUUCCCGCUGCUUGGCAUCAGUCCCUGGUGUUGACGUGAGGCUGGGAACUCAGCUGAUGACUCACUUGGGCCACAGACUCAACGACAUCCAGCGCGCGGCAGGCACUGACACGCCUCCUGCCAGCCCACCCAGCCCUGCUCUAUCCACGGUGUCUUCCUCUUCUGGCUACGUUUCACCUUCUCCACCAGCCUCUCCAAUGCCAGUGCACACCGCUGUUCCCCUGGACUGCACCACAAACAGCUUCUCCAAGAGCUCAGUGUGGAGGCCCUGGUAA